Molecule: messenger RNA, 651 nt
Organism: Fusarium graminearum PH-1
Lineage: Eukaryota; Fungi; Ascomycota; Sordariomycetes; Hypocreales; Nectriaceae
Exons: 5
Coding region: 1-651 (216 amino acids)
Source: RefSeq, a predicted model, not a curated record
AUGGUUAGCAUUAAUGCUUCAAUUGCUAUCCAGGCAAUUCUUCUCGUCUUGACCUUUGCUGUCCUUAUCCUCCGAGGCUGGGCGCGCGUUCUCUCCCACCAAUCGAUCUUCACACCGACCGAUCUGUUUGCUUGGGUAGGAUGGGUAUUUACACUGGGAUGGUUCAUCUGUUCGACAUUGGCCCUUCGAAUCCUUAUCGAUAACCCUGCGUACACCACUGAGCUUCUCGUGGAUUCGGAAGAAUACCUCAAGAUCGUCUUUGUGGCGCAGUACUUUUUCGACAUCGGAAUCUACCUCCCCAAGAUCUCCAUUACCAUGUUUUACUGGAAUUUGAUACCGAGGAUUUCUGGGCGACUGAAGAAUGCGCUGUUGGCAGUGUCCAUCUACCUAGGCUGCUGUCUCACCGCGACAGUCCUUACCGACACCUUUAUAUGUCAGCCCAUCUCCGACAACUGGUCUAUCCCGAACCAACUCAAGUCGACAUGGAACUCGUACGCCGCCUUUGUCAUCCAAUGGGUCCUGAACUGGUCUACAGAUUUGGUCGCAUUUCUAUACCCCUUCUUCCUUCUUAAGCAUAUCGCACUUCGCAAGGAGCAGAAGCUUGCCCUUGUUGGUGUGUUUUCUCUGGGUGCCAUCACCCUCAUGAGAUGA